GACAAUGGUUGACUGGACGAUUUCGGAUUUGGAUUUGCAAGACCUCUAGCCCUCUACCAGUCUAGUACUCUACGAUGACAUUUUUUAGAGUUUUUGUUAUAAAGUUUUGGUGCUGUUUUCCUGAUGAAACCAUAUCAUGACGUUAAAUUUCUUGGACUGAUUUCUUUGUCAGUAUAAUGGACAAUGGCAUAUAACUUGAAACAUGAAGAAAGACAGGAUUACAACUUCAUGUCCAACUCAAAAGAAACAAAAUACCCAUUAGUGAAAUCAGAUAGAUUGUAUACUAUUUGGACUUGCUGAAAAAUUAUAAUGGCCACUUGUUCUAACAGUGAAAUAAACAAGGAAGUGCCUGAUGAAUCCACCCCUCAGUCUACCAAUUUGGUACCCACCAUUAAGAACAAGUUGCAGGAAUUAGUUGUCAGCAGAAUGAAAAAUCUCAAUCCACUGAAUGAUUUCAAACUAAAAAAUGUUCCCAGAAUUCAACCUAGUUCAGCUUCUGCUUCAGGUGAAAACUACAGUUCUGACGAGACCAGGAUUUCAGAUAACCAAACUCCACUCAUGAAUCAAAGUCAAUUGCAAGCAAGUGAGCAUUGUGCUUCCCUAAAUGAUUUAGAGAAAGGCUUGAAAAACAUUCCAAGUUCACCUGCAACAAUAAGUGAUCAUAUAGAGAACACAAACAGCCCAGGGCUUCAUUCUACCCAGCCUACAGCUAAUACACCAAGUAGAAGAUUUAAAAGCCUUUUAACCAAUAAAAUCACUCAGACUUGUGUGAACAUGAACAGCACAAAAAUCCAACAGGCCCCUUUUAACAUCAACUGCCUUGGAGAGCGUCAGUCAUCCCAGCCAAUUGUGAACAUAAGCAGUCCUCAGACACAUAAUUCAACCAAUCCUAGUGUGAGCACAGAGAGUCUUAGAGCUCAUCAGCAGACAUCCCUGGUUAGUGUGAAUACAGAUAGCAUUGAGACACAACAUGCCUCUCUGCCUACUUUUAACACCAACAACCUCAGAAUUAAUCAGUCACUUCAGCCUAGUGUGAACAUGAACAACCUUUCACAGCUUAAAUUUCCUUUUGUGAUUUAUCCUGUGAAAAAUUUGUGUCUGGUACAGGUUCCUAAAAAUAUGGUGCUUUCAUCAACAACCAAUGCAAAGAAUGCUGAAAAUUCUAGGAGAGAAGCUCAAACCAAAGCUACCACACUGUCCAACCCAGUUCUUGUCAACAUUAAUGACAAGGUACCAAGUCAAAUGCCUGUUCACCAAAACACAGUGGAUACUAUCUCUAAACCAAGUGCUAUGAACAAAACAACCGUUUGCAAUUCCCAAGUUCUGAACAAUGGUGUAACUGUUUUAAGUGCGGUUAGUCUAAAUCAGCUAAAAAAUAUUCAGAAUAGUUUACUUCCUAAGCAAGCUUUAAAUGCCACUGAAGCCUCCGUGGUACCCAACAGUCAGGAUAUCACCACAAAUUGUUUCAAGAAAAACAUAACAACAACCAGCAGUACACCCUCACAAGGCACAGAGUCUCAGAACAAAACAUUGUCUGGGAACACUUCAAAAACAAAUUUACCAGCAGAUGUAGAGGUUACAGAGCAGAGAUUUUCGGUUAUUCUUCAACCUGUUCAGAAAGGGGAUCCACCACCUGUCCCAAACUUGGAUCCAACAACAGUCCCAAACUUGGAUCCACCAACAGAAAUAAAAACUGAAGUAAAAGUGGAAGAAAGUCCCAUGAUUAUCGAUGAGGUUCAGUCUUCUGGACCAAGAGGAGAACCACAGGUUGAAAGUAGUCAUGUUACGAAAAGUUCAAAAGAAUGUUUCAUAACAGACGAAAUAAUUAUCAAAGAGAAAAGCAUCACCAAAGAUAAAAUGGAAGAAAUGGGCUACAAGUUUUAUAAGUGUGGAAUUUGUCAAGAGACUUUCAGUGACCCUUUAGUCCUUCAGAGGCAUGUUCGACAACACAAAGGACUCCAAAGCGAAUGCAUAAAAUGUGGAUAUUGUGAAAAGAUUUUCUCUUGCAAAAUGAGUGCAUUUGCACAUCUGAAAUUUGUUCAUGGUAUCAGCUGCGAUAAACCUAAAGCUGGAAUGAAAGAGGCUAACUUAGCAACGUAUGAGAGGGAAGAAGAAGUUGUCAAAACUGUACGAGUCGUUCGAACCAAAGUACCUGAAUGCAAGAAGUGUGGUAAACUCUUUUCCAACUUGGAGGCAUUUGCACAGCACAAAGAAAGAAGUAACUGUGUUAAAGUAUCGUUUGUUUGCAUUUUUUGUAAGCAGCCAGUUCGGGAAGAAACAUUUGAAGAAACACAGUUUCCAAAAAACUUGAUGUGUAAUAAGUGUCAAACAUUAUGGGGCAAUCUAAAAUUGAACUCUGAUACGACAGUGGCACAAAAUAAGCAAGGGGAUAGAAAGCUUAAAGAUGCAGUGCACGUAGAUUUCCAGGGUUCAGCUCAAAAACAAGUCCGGAAGAAGGUAAAGGAGUCUUAUUUUUGUGAUAGUUGUCAGAAAUCCUACACGCAAAAAUCUACCUAUGUAAGGCACCUGAAACUGUUGCACAGCACUGUAAAACCAUAUAAAUGUGAUUUGUGUGAAAAGGCCUUUGUUUUCACCUCUUCCCUUUGUGAACACAGAGAUACACAUUUUUCAAAAAUGAGAACAAAAACAUUUGCAUGUGAUAAGUGUCCAAAAACAUUCAAAAAAAGAUAUAUUCUUAAACUACAUCAGCAGACACAUGAGCCUGGGAAGUUUCCUUGUGAUGUGUGUGGGAAGAUCUUGAAAUCCAAAUGGAGACUCAUAGAUCAUAAAAGAUUACAUACUGGAGAAAAGCCAUUUCUCUGUGAGAUUUGUGGGAAGAGAUUUUGCAGUAGGUUUGCCAGAAUUCUGCACAUGAAUACCCAUGAUUCCUCUACCAAGAUUCUGUGUGAGAUUUGUGGUAAACUUCUUGUUAAGUCUUGUUUUCGACAUCAUAUGGUAAGGCACAGAAUCCAUGAUGAUUUGAGUUUGGAAACAAAAUCACAAAUUUCAGACAUACCUUAUGUUUGCGAAUAUUGCGGAAAGGGCUUUUGUGAAAGGUUGCGAUAUGAAAGUCACAAAUUGAGCAAACAUAAACAUAAGACCAAUGGCAGUCAAUCAGAAGAGAACCAUGUAAAAAAGAAAAAUAAUCAUGGUCGACUUAGAUGUAGCACUUGUGAAAAAACUUUCAUCAAUAAAAUGUGUCUUCGAACUCAUGAAGCCCUCCAUCAAGGUCUGAUGAACGUAGCUUGUGAUAAAUGUGGUAAGGUAAUGCAUAAACAUUCUUUGAGGCGCCACAUGUUAAAAAUGCACUCAACUAGUCAUGAGAAAAAUUCUCAUGCUCGACUUAAAUGUAACACUUGUGAAAAAACUUUCAUCAGUCAAUCGAAUCUUCAGAAUCAUGAAGACCUCCAUCGAGGACUGAUGAGGAUAGCUUGUGAUAAAUGCGGUAAGGUAAUGCAUAAACAUUCUUUGAGUCGCCACAUGGUAAAAAUGCACUCGAGUGGUAUUUAACCUUUAUCAUGAAUGUUAAUAAACAGGUUCAUAAUCAUGAUAAUACAUUAGGUUAAUGUGUACAUGGUGUAAGAGGAGUAUUAUUCAAUAGAAUAUAAAAAUAUUCAA
Molecule: messenger RNA, 3618 nt
Organism: Saccostrea cuccullata (small rock oyster)
Lineage: Eukaryota; Metazoa; Mollusca; Bivalvia; Ostreida; Ostreidae
Product: zinc finger protein 615-like
Exons: 3
Coding region: 310-3510 (1066 amino acids)
Biological process (GO): regulation of transcription by RNA polymerase II
Cellular component (GO): nucleus
Molecular function (GO): sequence-specific DNA binding; DNA-binding transcription factor activity, RNA polymerase II-specific
Source: RefSeq, a predicted model, not a curated record